AUGCCUUUCAACUCCGUUUCUGACGCUUUUGAACUCCACCCCGACGUUCGUCGCUUCGUAUGGACCCUCGACCCUCAGUUGCCCGCCGGCGACGCCGCGUUGACGAGGGAGGUGUUCGAGACGUCGAAGGCGCUCGAGGACUUCGCCGCGAGCGAUUGCUGGUCGUUGGGCGGCCACGGCGCGGUCGUCGUGACGAGCACGAGCGGCGGCGAGGGGAACGAAGAGAGGGGGACGAAGGCGACGACGUACUCGGCGCUCGAGACGCGCGAGGUGCUUCGCGACGCGUUUCGCGACGGCGACGUGUUCGCGUUGCUCCACGUCCCGCCGACGUGGACGGCGGAGAGAGGGUACGCGUCGUGUCGGCCGGGGGUGUUGUGGCGGCAGCAGCGCGCGAGGGCGGUCCGUGACGGCGGGGGUGCCGACGGGGGUGCCGAUGGGGGUGCCCACGCCCGCGCGGACGCGUGGGGCCGGACGCUGCCGUCGCAACGUUUGGGAGAGACGCGCGCGAGCGAACGCGACGCGCGGUUCGUGCCGCAACUCGCGACGGACGCGCUCGUCGCGUCCACGUCCACGUCCACGUCCAUGGCAUCGUCCACGUCGGAUAGUAUCGUUGGAGGUGACACGUGUCGUGAAUCGAUUAGCUCGCGCGCGCCGAGCGCGUUCGUGAUUGGCCCGGGAACGAUCGUCGCGGACGACGCGCCGCGCGGGGACGUCGACGUCGUCUUCGCGUCCGACGGGGGCGGCGCCGCGGUGGUGACGAAACAAACGUGGCCGCAAGGGCACCCGUUCGCGCUUCUCGACGCCGUCGCCGUGGAGGCGCUGCGGGGGGACCCGAACGCGGGGGGGUUGCCUCUGUGGCUCACCGGCGGGUAG
Micromonas pusilla CCMP1545 is the source of this 873-nucleotide messenger RNA. RefSeq lists its product as uncharacterized. Bases 1 to 873 code for a protein of 290 amino acids. The transcript has a single exon. The record is from RefSeq and is a predicted model, not a curated record. Lineage: Eukaryota; Viridiplantae; Chlorophyta; Mamiellophyceae; Mamiellales; Mamiellaceae.